CUCUUUAGUCGGACCAACUACAAGGCACAAAGCGCUAAGCAGAAGCUCGGAGAGAGAUGGCCCAACAACAGUAUCAGAUCGACCUAGGAAACCUCAUGGCUUUCGACCCUCAUCACCAAUUCCCAUCUAUUCCCUCUUCCAGGGAGGAGCUGGCAAAAGAAUGCCUACAACAGGGCACCAAGUUAGUUCAAGCAGUCGCUGAUGCUCUUUUCAGUUUGCCUUCAACUGAAAAUCCAGAUGGCCCUCUUGUCCAGCUGCCUCCACCAACAACAAAAUUGCCUAGAGAGAAACCCUUGCCAAAACCUAGUCCUCCAACCAAAUGGGAAUUGUUUGCCAAAAAGAAAGGUAUCCAAAAGCGCAAAAAAGACAAGAUUGUGUACGAUGAACAAACUGGUUCUUGGAAGCGCCGACAUGGCUAUGAUCGAGUAAAUGAUGAUAAAGACGUACCAAUCAUUGAGGCGAAGAUGACCGAUGAGCCAGGAGGGGAUCCUUUUGCUAAGCGACAAGCAGAAAAGAAGCAGCGAGUUGAAAAGCACGAGAAGCAUCGAUUGCAUAAUUUGAAGCAGGCUGCAAAAGUUGGUGCCCUGCCAAGCCAUGUUCAACUUGCUGCCACAUCCUUACCCAUAACUGGCACUCAAGCCGCACCUAGGAAAGUUAGUAAGGACGAAUUGCAAAACGUUGCUGGAAUGGCAGCAACAGCAACAGCUAGUGGUGGGAAAUUUGACAAGAAGUUGCCUGGAGAAAAGCCUCCAAAACAUGAGAAGAAGUAUCGCAAGUUCCUCCCAGUCGUGGAAGGAUCAGGAAUGGGCUCGUUAGAAAAGCAGCAAACUGAGAAAGUUCUGAACAAGUUAAUCUCCAAGAAUUCGCAUGAGAUACUCAAUGUGGAAAAGGCUGUGAACAUGUAUAAUGUGAAAAAGGAUAAGAAACGAAAGAGCCAACAAGGGAGGCCUUCAUCAACUGCAAGCAAGUUAAAGCCGAACAAGAAGCCUAAUAAAAAAUCGUUCAAGAAGGGAUCUUCAAAUAAAGGAAAUCCAUCUUCUUCAAAUAAAGGAAAAUCGAGAUGAAACUCGUGGCUAUGUUUGGUCAUGCAGUUCUGUUAGGAAGUAAACGUUUGUUAACCAGGAAGGACAAAAUGCAUUUUUUUCCGGCAAGUUUUGUUAUAUUAUUGUUAGUCAAUUUUGGCCAAAACUUAUAUUGUCUGCUUUGUUGUAAGAUUAAUUUGCUGUCUCCCCAAAUCUUGCUUUGGUUCAAACAACGUGAAUUGAGGACGAAAAUGAG
Messenger RNA from Ilex paraguariensis (yerba mate), 1278 nucleotides. The record is from the annotation of a GenBank genome assembly. Lineage: Eukaryota; Viridiplantae; Streptophyta; Magnoliopsida; Aquifoliales; Aquifoliaceae.